AUGAGCCUUCAGGAAACUAAUGUAGCAUUGAUUUUAUGGCGUGAAGUUUACAUUAAACGUCUGGAAAGCGAAUUUGAUAACUGGACUAGUGAUAACAAAGAAAUUGAUGUGUUUAUCCGGAAACAUCAACUUAAAGCAUUGCUUCAUACAGAAGUUAUCGAGUGGGUUCCUUAUAAUCGAUUCCAGAGAGUUGAAUACCUUGCAGAAGGCGGUUUCGGAAAAGUCUACAAAGCAACUUGGAUUGACGGUUAUAUUGCAUAUUGGGAUUUUUCUGAUGAAAAAUGGACAAGACAAGAUAAUAAUGAAACAUUUUGUCUAAAGAGUCUGAAUAAUUCAUCAAAUGACAUAAAGAAAUUUUUACAAGAGAUCGAAAAUCAACUUAAAUUUAGAGGAAAACGAGCGAUUUCGAUGCAUGGAAUAACAAGAGAUCCAAAGGGAAAUUACAUGAUGGUUAUGCAAUACGCAAAAGAAGGAAGCCUUAGAGAGAUGCUAAAUAGCAGAUAUCACACAUUAAGUUGGAAUCAUAAAAUUGCAAUUUUGAGUAGAAUCGCGCAAAGACCAACUGCAGCCCAAUUAGUCAAAGAUUUAGAGAAAUAUGCUAUGGAUGCUGAUAGAAAUUUUGUUUCUUAUGGCUAUUCACCUGAAAUAGUUAAACAAAUCAAAGAAAUCGAGAGAUUUAAGAGAAAAUCAGAAUUCUAUUCAAGAAAAUCAUUUUCCUAUAUUACGCAUCCAGAGUCUUACUAUACAAGCCGUCUCAUCGAUCAGCAACCUAUUUAA
Acaulospora morrowiae is the source of this 777-nucleotide messenger RNA. The record is from the annotation of a GenBank genome assembly. NCBI's taxonomy places the organism in Eukaryota, Fungi, Glomeromycota, Glomeromycetes, Diversisporales, Acaulosporaceae.